Molecule: messenger RNA, 321 nt
Organism: Chelmon rostratus (copperband butterflyfish)
Lineage: Eukaryota; Metazoa; Chordata; Actinopteri; Chaetodontiformes; Chaetodontidae
Product: CD59 glycoprotein-like
Exons: 3
Coding region: 1-321 (106 amino acids)
Source: RefSeq, a predicted model, not a curated record
AUGAGGUUGUGUGUAUCUUUGGCGUUCAUCUGCAUCUUGCUGCCAGCAGUGUCUGGGCUAAGGUGUUUCACCUGCUGGGGGGCAAACCCCGGCACCUGCGAUCAGAUAUGGUCCUGUCCUCACCAUUUUGACCGCUGUGCCACCACCAUUGUUGCUGAAAAUCUGAUCACCAAACAAUGCAUGAGAAGUGAUAUGUGCGAUAGAAUUUAUUCCAAUGGUGUCAGAUGCUGUGCUGAAGACAUGUGUAACGGAGCAAAACACACCAGAGUCUUUCUCCCUCUCCUUCUGGCACCCUUAGCCAUCAUUAAAAUCUUCAUCUGA